AUGCGAUAUGCUAUUGCAUUGGCAAAAAGUCACAAGCGUGAUGACAAAUAUCGUGCAAUUGGAUUACUAGAAGAUCUAUUGGAACAAACUUAUGCUCCCAAGGAAAGUUUAUAUUGGAUUGCAUUGACGUUAUGUGGAUUAGGCGAGUAUCGUGAUAGUCGCACGUACUGCGAACGUUUGCUCCAGAUUGAACCAUCACACAUGAAAGCUCACUAA
Molecule: messenger RNA, 216 nt
Organism: Peronospora belbahrii
Lineage: Eukaryota; Oomycota; Peronosporomycetes; Peronosporales; Peronosporaceae
Source: the annotation of a GenBank genome assembly